Messenger RNA from Puntigrus tetrazona (Sumatra barb), 1962 nucleotides. It is a transcript of the gene tmem106c, whose product is annotated as transmembrane protein 106C. The coding region runs from base 183 to 1013 and encodes 276 amino acids. NCBI's taxonomy places the organism in Eukaryota, Metazoa, Chordata, Actinopteri, Cypriniformes, Cyprinidae. The transcript is spliced from 8 exons. The record is from RefSeq and is a predicted model, not a curated record.
GCAAAAAGUGUUCCCUGUCGCGCUCCGGAGCGGCGGAUGGCGGUAGAGAGGAACCCCGGCCCCAGAGCGGAGACCGAGAGAGACGUGAACACAAACACCGACGCCCCGCGGACCCGGAGCACUCCAACGCGCGGCGUCUCAGCGGCUCGAAGGUUUGAGGCUGGAGUCGGGCUGAGCUGCUCAUGGGUGCCUCUGUGUGCCGGCACGGCCGCCGGAUGCUGUCCCGUCACAGCAGGCCCGCUCACAAGGGCUCUCUGAUGGGUGGGGAUGACUCUCUGGACGGCCUGGACAGACAGGAGGACAUCGCUCAGUUUCCCUACGUGGAGUUCACGGGCCGAGACAGCAUCACCUGUGCUACCUGCCAAGGGUCCGGACGCAUCCCAUCAGGGCAGAUGAACGAGUUGGUUGCUCUGAUCCCCUACAGCGAUCAAAGGUUACAGCCGAGGAGAACGAAGCUGUACGUGGUGCUGUCAGUGAUUUUGUGCCUGCUGGCGUCUGUUUUGGUGGCGUUCUUCCUGUUUCCGCGUCCUGUGCUGGUUGUAGACGAUGGCAUCCGCUCUGUGACUGUGCAUUUUGACCGUAACAACAGCAAAGUGAUCAUCAACAUGACGAGCUCUCUGAACGUCACCAACUCUAAUUUCUUCACGGUGUGGGUGGACAGCGUGAGCUGCCAGGUGCUCUACAUGAAGACAGUCAUCGGAUCUCAACAGCUUGACAAUGUCAUCCACAUUCAACCUCUCAGCCAGAGACAGGUCAACUUCACUGUCAGCAUGGAGAUCGGAGGAAGUCUCUCUUACGUUUAUGCCUUUUGCACCAUGGCAAGCAUCAAGGUCCACAACAUUGUGGUGUUUAUGCAGACCUCUGUGAAAACCUCCUACAUGUUGCGGGCGGCACAGAACACGCUGGAAGCGUACCGCUACAUCGACUGCGGCGCUAACUCCACCGUCCACCAGCCCUCAGGACUGGUCUGGUCUAAACCUCACUUCCCUCAGGAUGGGAAAGCGCUCGGGUGAAGACGGUUUGAUUCUCCGGAGCAGCUCAGUUUCUUCCGUUCUGCCUCCGGAUUUUGUGCCGCACUGAAACCGAACCCACUCAACAGAGCAGCUGUGAUGUAAGAACCGAUCCCUCAGCGCUGAUAAUGAUGGUGCGAUAACUACUAAAUGAGAAACGGAGCUCUCUUCUUAAAGCCUUUGCCAUCUGAAGAGCUCUAGCGUUAAUCUGCAGCCUACAAUAACGGGUGUUAUAUUAUUUUGCAUUGAUUGGUAAAAAAGGAGAUUUAAAUAAUUGAUUUGUCAAUGACGAGGUUCUGUGGGAUGUACUUUAAGUGCAGUGCCAAAGAUUUCAAGAGGUUUCUGCAAUUGGGUAUUGAAGUGACACUCUCGGCAAAAUCAGCCACAAAGAUGAAUUAUAAAAUAAAAAUGACGUGCUUAGGCUAAAUUCAGCAUUUUGUUGUGUUAAGGGAGCUGUUACUAAACAGUUAAGAGUAUCGCUUUGCUCCUGUGAUGCCAUGAAAACUCAAUGUUUUGUUUACACUCAAACUUUAGGGCUUUCACCAAGUUUUUAGACCAAAGUAUUAGACACUCUGUAACUGAGAAUCAGCUUACUGGCGUAGUCCCUGAAAAAAAGGUACAAAAGCUAUUUUUUUGGUUAUUAUCUUUUCAAAAGGUACAGAUAUAGGGACUGAUAUGUAUAUGUUUUAUGCUAAUAUAUAACUUUAAAGUACCAAUAUUACAUGUAAAAGUGGUGCAAAGGUGUACUUUUUGGAAGAGAAAAAAAGCCCACCACAGUAACAGCUUUUGUAUCUUUUUUUUGUAUAGGUUUAAGAAGGGCGUUUGUUUCUACCUGAAUUUGCACAUUUGGAUAAUUUAUUGCUAUUUUUUUAUAUUUAAUCUCCUUAUCGUGCCUUGAGAUUUGAUUGUGUUUUUCAUUGUAUAAAGAUGAUAAUAAAAAUGCUUAAAAGCA